AUGGAGACGAAGGUGCAAGACUUUGUGGACUGGAUGAAGCGGAAGCAUUCGGUCGAUGUAGAGGCCUUGGGGGUCCAGCUACGGCCCGAUGCGCAUGGGGGGGUGGGUGUCUACGCCACUCGAAGAAUUGAGCCAGGGGAGCUUUUGGUGAGGAUUCCUAUCUCGGCCCUUCUGACCACCAAAGCUGCUCGAGCGGCCUGGGUGACGGCCACACCGGAGAUUCUGGAGGUAAAGGGCGAAGAGUUCUUGUGGCUCUACAUGAUUUGGGGCCGCAAGGAGCUUUCGUGUGACUGGUAUCCCUACCUGCAGAUCUUGCCGAGCGAUCCCUUGCCUUGGCUGCGCAGCGCGGAGGCGCUCCGAUGGCUGCGAGGGACAUCACUGGAGACUGCAGCCGAGGUGAUCGCACAGCAGGAAGCGAGGCAUGCGGAGCUCCGUGCUUCGCUCGGGGAGGUGGCGGGAAGCUUCGAAGAUUGGCUGUGGGCAAGGCACUGCUACCUCUCCCGAAGCUUUGAUCAAGCAGCCUUCCCCAGGUCAGAGGAUUGGGAGUCUGCUGCCAUGUGCCCUCUCUUGGACUCCAUGAACCAUCAGCCCGAUGCUGAAGUUGAGGCCCGCUAUGGCGAAGAGACCGCAGGCCUUUGGUUGCCCGACACCGCAUCCCCUUACGAAGAGGGCGAGGAGGUCUUCCACCUCUACAAAGGGCAAGCGGACAAUGAAACUCUCUUGCUCAACUAUGGCUUCGCACUACCGGAGAACCCCUAUGAUGUCGUGGACCAUGUCAUUUUCCCCUUUGAGGGUGAAGCGGAGCGCUGGGAAGCUUUGGAAGCCAUGCCGAGCGUGUGGUGUCGCCGUGGAAGGUCCGUGCUUCUUCGACUCUCCGAGGCCUUGACAUCCCAAACAUUGGAAGUGCCAACUGAGCUGCUGCGUGCAGCUGCGCUGCUGCGAGGUUGGGAUUACCAGGCACCGGUGGGAGUGGGACAACCCCCCUGCGUUCCAAGAGAUAGGCACAUGUUCGCAGUCGAAAGGCAUGGCAUGUUCGUUUCAUAG
Durusdinium trenchii is the source of this 1044-nucleotide messenger RNA. Lineage: Eukaryota; Dinophyceae; Suessiales; Symbiodiniaceae. The record is from the annotation of a GenBank genome assembly.